Staurois parvus is the source of this 286-nucleotide messenger RNA. The record is from the annotation of a GenBank genome assembly. Lineage: Eukaryota; Metazoa; Chordata; Amphibia; Anura; Ranidae.
UCAGUCUCAAGGCGCCAACACUGAAAUGAGGUGCGUGCACGAUCUUACCGAUCCGGGUCUGCUUUUCAUCCGCUGUUCCUCUGCUCUCAUCAGCCUUCCAGGCAGCAAUCUCAUCAGCUUCCUGGCAGCAAUCUCAUCAGCUUCCUGGCAGCAAUCUCAUCAGCUUCACUCAGCUGCAGCUCUGGUUACUGAGGGACACAUUCACACCUGGAUGUCAUCGGAUUCUCAGCUCACAUGGUCCCUUCAUUCAGCAUUGUCCAAAACAUGGCUGCAGUCUCCUCUUCCU